CUGGUACUUGACAGCGAAUCGUCACUACAGAAGCCUUUUGGCGCUAAUAGGCUAUAUGUCCGCAAUGGGCAUAUCAGCAAGAGGACAGAUGUAGUGACACAACAAAAAAACGCUUUUAACCAAAAUUUCUAGAAGUGCAGUGUAUUUAUGAUCAUUUCACCAUGAGUAUUUGACCGUUCCACGCCGAACGAACGGAAACUGAGCAGAGUUACCAACACAACAGAUAACGUUAACUAUGAGUCGACACAACAGCGAGGGUUCCCUCUCCUCUCUGUCGGCCAGCGCGAGCCCCAGGGACAGUCCUGGCCCGAUGUCCCCGGGCGGCGCCGGCGACAAGGGGAGGAAAGGGGGUCAGGGAGGGGGAGGAGGAAUACAGGCACAGAUCCAACAGCUGCAAGAUGAACAAGAGAGAGUGCAGAAGAAGACAUUUACAAACUGGAUGAACACAUACCUCAAACAGAAGAUUCCCCCUAUGAAGGUAGAGAACCUGUUUGAGGACAUCAAAGAUGGCGUGGUUCUACUAUCACUACUUGAGGUCCUAUCAGGAGAGAAACUGGCAAUGGAGCGUGGCAAAUUGAAGAGGGUUCACUAUGUCAGCAACUUAUCAACUGCCCUGAAAUUUCUGGAGAGUAAAAAGAUCAAACUUGUAAACAUCAAUGUUUCGGACAUUGCUGAUGGCAAGUCUUCAAUUGUGCUGGGUCUUAUUUGGACCAUCAUCCUGUACUUCCAGAUUGAGGAGGUGAUGGUUCCCCAGCAAGCAGAAGGCACAGAGCAGCUCCCUCUAACUGCUCUUGACAAGUUCCGAAUGAAUGCAAAGAAGGCCCUCUUGGCAUGGACAGAAAAUGCUAUCACGAAACGAUAUGGUAUCGAAGUCAAAGAUUUUGGCAAGAGUUGGCGAGAUGGUCUUGCCUUUAAUGCCAUCAUACACACAAUCCGACCUGACCUUGUGGACAUGGACCAGGUCAGAAAACAGAGUGCCAGGGUCAACCUUGAGAGCGCCUUCUCAACCGCUGAAGAUCACCUUGGCAUCGCGAGACUUCUUGACCCAGAAGAUGUGGAUGUGGCCAAGCCUGAUGAGAAAUCUGUGAUGACUUACGUUGCUCAAUUCUUGAAGGCCUACCCAGAGGCUGGAGAGGACCCAUCUUUACGAAAGAAGACAAAGACCCCUGCUGAGCAGGAGAUGGCCGACUACCAGGAGUUGCUGACCUGGUGUAAAACAGAGGCUGAAGAGGUUUUGCAGAUCGUGGAGCAACCUGUUACAGACCUACAUCAGGAGUACAUGGAUUAUUUGGCAUUCAAAGCAGAAGUGGACAGAAGGGGGCAUAUUUAUAACAAAUUAGACGAAAAAGUCCGAACUGGAAAAUCUGUAAAAUUCACACCGGAAACCUUCAAACCCCUUGAAGAGACCUGGAAGAAAGUGGCUCGACAGACACGUCUCUGGCUGUGGAAAUUGGACGCAAGCCUGCCGGGAAAGCUUGGAAAGUUUGGCGAUUGGUUGAACCAGGCAGAGGAGAUUCUAGAGCUUGAGGAAGAAUUCUUAGAGAAUCCCAAUGAGAUGGCAAUGCAGCUGGGAAAAAUACUACAGGAUCACAGGACAUUCUUUAAAGAGCUGGAACCCCAGAAGACAUUCUUCCAGCAAGUGCGUCGUGCGGGCAAAUUUGAGGGUACACAAAUCCCCGCCCCACAGAUGGACAACCUCCACCAGCGUCUGACGCGUGUCUGCACGAUGGCCCCGCAGCGCGAGCGCAGGCUGGAAUAUGAGGAGAUGAAGUACCAGCUGCUGGCAUUCCUUGUGGCCUCAGAGAACAAACUCAAGAUAUGGACCGUCAAGUACGGCCAUCAACCCAAGGUGGAAAUGCUACUUGCUGACUAUAAGAACUUUGUACAUUCCGGGAACCUAUUCAAAAACUAUGACCAAACAUACGAGACCUGCAAGCGUAAUGGAGACGCAUACAGAAAAACCAGCGAUGACAAGACCGAGACAGAGAAAAUGAAUGCUUACUUUGACGAGGUGAAUGGACGCUGGAAGAAAGUCUCCGUGGAGAUCAAGAGCGUUCAGUCGAUGUUGGAGGAGGUGAUAGAUUGCUGGCGGAAAUACAACGCGUGUGUGGACGUGCUCACGGUCUGGCUGAAUGAUGGGGAGCGGGUCAUGUCCAGCAGAUCUGCAGACGAAAAACAGCAAUUUUUUGCCGACCUUGCAAACUUUGAAGAAAAACAUAAAAUCCUGAAUGAGUCUGGAAACUUCUUGAUCGAGACCACAGAAGAGCCGGUUGCUGCUGAAAUCAAGACGACCCUGCUGAUGGUUAAUCGUAGGUUUAAAGAUCUUGUAGAAUCAUUCCAGCACUUCAAGAAAGUAGAGGUCGUGGGUAAAGCUCGCAAGGAUUACAAUGAUGGUCUUAUUAAACUGACACAGUGGUUAAAGGGUGCUGAGGAGCUUAUUGCAAGAGAAGUCCCCUGCAAACAUGCUGUGCUGCGAGAUUAUUUAAAUGACCUUGAGACAUUGAGCAACCAGAUACCAGCCAUCGAAAACGACUUCAAGACCACGACGAAAACCGCCCAGUCCCUGGUAAAAGAGUGCUCCCAGGAUGUUGUGAAUGAGAUGCUUCAGUCCCUGAACAUCCAGAAAGAGGUCAUCGUGCGACUGCGCAAGGAGAUCCCAGAGAAGACCAAGAAUGUGAAGGCCGUGUUGCCGAACAUAGAGUCCCUGGAGAACGGUCUGAUGGACCUGGACGCGUGGCUGAGUCGCGGGGAGGCUCUGCUCGAGUCACACAAACUGGACGGGACCCAGGAGGAGACGGAACAGAGGCUGGAGAAACACAAGGCCUUUUUCUCUGAGAUCACCUAUCAGAAGUCUAUACUGGACAGCAAAAACAAGGUGCACCAGAAGGUUCAAUCAUCGAAGCCCAAACUCGAGAAUAUUGACUUCUCAGUAAUAGACGGUCCAGUGGAAGAAUUGAACCACAGGUUCCAGAACUGUGUAAGACAGUCAAAAGAUUGGGAGAAACAGCUUGACAAUUUGUCCCGCCUCUGGCGAGUAUUACACGUGAAGCAGCAUGCGCUCGAGGAAUGGCUAGACCAGGCGCAGGCUGCUCUCGAAGACACCGAGGACGAUUACGAUAGUCUCAUUCGUAAACAUAAAGCUUUCUUUGUCCGCGUGGACGAUCGCAUGCUGCAAGAGUACUUGCAAGCGUGUAAAGAUAUUCUAGUGGUCUUGGAGGAAGAUGACCGCCCUGCUUUAACUGAGUCUAUGGAAAAUAUUCAGCAACGAUGGGAGCAAAUCAACCUGAUUGCCCCGGUCAAGCUGGUCAAGCUUGAGUUUGCAGUGCAAGAGGAAAAGUUCCUCGGCCUCGUAGAAAAUGCAGAGAAAACCAUCAACCAACAGCACCAGAAACUGCAGCGCAGGGAAAACGUCAAGGAAACUCUGCAGAAACACAAGCAAAUGUUCCACCAAGGGGACUUCCAGAAGACAUGUGUCAAGUGCCUGGAGGCGAUGGACGGCCAGUCACGUGUCCUUUUGCAGCAUGACCCGCGGGACAACACACUACGGGACCAGUACGGGAAACACCUGGACCGCUGGAACAAGCUGAAGGAGGCUAUAGACUCCACACUCCUAUCACUGAAACAGCUGCCGGAGAGAUGGAAGGAAUAUAACACAAGGCUGGGUGACUUUGCCAACUUUGUGGAGACUAUAGAAGACUUGGCAAAGCAGCUGCAGCGAGAAGACCUGACCAGCGAGGAAUACAAGGACCUACAGGCCAAGUUUCAGAGAGCAAUGAAAAACAUGGAAAAGUUUGCCCAAGACUCACAGUGGCUACAGAGCAACCUUGAAGAGCUCCUGGCCGACUCAGAUGACACUGACGCCAAAAACGAGCGCAAUCGUCUCGGCGACAUGAUGACGCGCUUCAACAACCUCCUGCCCAACAUGGACAAGACGUCCAACAAGUCGGCUGUGUUCUCCAAGGCCUACGAUUUCCGAGACGGCGUUAACAAGCGGACCAGUCUCCUUGACGAUCUACUCAAGCAGGCAAUGGACCAGCCGUUCAUCGACGGACUAGACGAGGCUAGAUCUCAUCUGCAUGAACAUGAAAGCAUGAUGUCACGCCUUGAGGCAGAGCGUGCUGCCAUUAUGGCCGACAUAGAGGCAGGUAAACGUCUGCAGAAAGAGAAAAAUGCCCCCAACUUCAUCAGCAAGAACAUCCACGACCUUGAAGUAAAACUUCGGGAGACAGACGACCUUGCAAAGGCAAAACACACCAAACUCAAGAAAACCGUGUCGGACUGGGAGACCUACGAGAAUGAGAAGUCACAGAUGCUACAAUUCAUGAAAGCAGCAGAGGCAGAACUUGAGAAGCCACCUAACACGACUGGGCAGGAACUCGCUAAGAAAGACUUCACUGCUAAGAAGGAGCUACAACAAACUCUGAACAAGCUGAAGGGCAGCCUGUCGGAGGUCCAGAAACUAAACGCAAUCUUGUGCGAGGGAGCGAGUCGGGAGAGACGUGGACCACUGAAAGGGGAGAUGACAGACAUUGACAAGCGUCUUGACGGCGUGUCUGUCCGACUGAACGCCAAACUGGCGGACCUCGAGGCGACAAUCGCCAAAUGGGCGGAGUAUUACAAGCGUUUGAACCACUUCUGUGAUUGGCUGAACGAGAAGGAGGAGAAGCUGAACGCAGUGAACGAGGACAAGACUAAUAGUCCAGAGGAGAAACUGGAGCAGGCAAAGGCUAUUUCUACAGAAGUAUACGAAAACCAUAUUACAUUGGAGAACCUUGAAAAAGAUGCUAAAGGACUGUCCCAAAACUUCCGCUCACGCGAGACAGCUGCUUUAAAAGCCAAGCUCUCCACGGUUCGGCGCCAAUGGGAGAGCCUUUGUGCUCGCGCCAACGACCACAGCUCGUCCUAUAAGACAAACGUGGAGCACUGGCAGAUGUACCAGAACCUAGCCAAGGACCUCAUGCCCUGGAUCAUGAAGGCAGAGAAAUACUGCGCCACUGAGCUGCCGAAAUGUUCGAGUCUGGAAGAAGCCAAGGAACUGUAUGCCCUGCACCAGAGCUUCUUGAACGAGUGCGAAGAAAACAUUCCGAUCUUUGAGAAGAUGACCACAGAGGCAGGUUAUCUCCUCAGCCAGCCGAAUAUGCAGAAGGAGCUGGACACGCUUCAGCGGCGCUGGGGAGACGUGAUCCACGCCUCUGAGGAGCGCAGCGUGCGCGUCGACAAGAUGCAGGGCGCGUGGGUUGCAUACAAUCAGGAGGUGAACGGAAUCAACGAGAUACUCCAGAAGUUUGAGAACCGCCUCGCUGUGGAACCUAACGUGAACUCGACCGAUCCACAGGUGCUGGAACACGAGUUGGCCCUGUGCAAGACACUCCAAGAGGAGAUUCGUAGUCAGCAGCCUCACUUGAACGCCCUGCAUCGUCAGUUCGAGCAGGUGCGUCAACACGCGACCCCUGAAGGAGUGCGCGACCUAAAGGCCAUGGAAGACGAGGUCAAGGCCAAGUACGAAAAGGCCGCCGCUGACGCCAGCGAGCGACAGAACAUGCUCAAUGGGGCUCUCCGGCAUAGGCAGAACUUUUACAGUAGUCUCGGAGAGUUUGAAAAAUGGAUUAAGAAAACACAACGAAAACUUGAUACCAGUAGUGAAAUAUAUUCCGACGAAGUUGGAGAGACUCUCGCUAAGUUGAAGGCGUUGCAGAAAGAGUGCGAUGAAAAUGAGCCAACUUUUGAGCAGUUGUGUGCCGAGUUCAAGGAACUGUUGGCAAAUUGUAAUGAUGACGAGGCAGCAAUUCUUAGGGACAAGUUUGAUAGAGUUAUGGGAGGGUACACAAAGAUAGAGGAUACCUUGAAAAGUCAUAAAGAGGUGUGUGAGAAAUGGGACCAAUAUCAAAGUAGCCACAAAGAUGCUCAAGCUAGGUUAAAGACUCUGCAAGCAAAGCUAGAGAAUCCAAAUAUCAAAGAAGAUGAAGUCGCGAAAAUCAACGAAGAAGUGAAAGCUCUAAGAGCGGAAAUGGGAGAAUGGGAUAACCAAGUAGACGCCUUGGAUGAAUUGAUGGCGACUUCUCAGCUGACAAUCAAAGAUCGGGCUACUCAGCGCACUCUGCACUUUGGGACAGAGUUACAGGCCCUGGACUCAUUGUGUGACUCAGUAUUAUUCAAUUCUAGCCAGAAGAAGGAGCGCAUCAGCGAGCUGGCCGAGUUGUGGAAGAAGUUUGAAGCUAAACAGGCUCAGCUUGUUGAGAAACUCGAGGAUGUUGGGGACAGAGUGGAAACUGCAGUAGUGCCUCAAUCUAGUCUACAAGGGGUCAAGGAUCUCGUAAGGGAGAUCGAGGACGCAAGAGAUGACGUAUUCGCGUACAACCCUGAAUACGAGCAGCUGCGAGAACUGGGUCGUCAGAUCAUGCAGGCAGACCCCAGCCGGUCCACGGCAGUCCAGGGCGGUCUCUCCAAGGUCAACAAGUCCUGGGAUGGCGUCCAAGCGUUGAUAGGCGAGAAGCUCAACCACUACACAGGCGUAGCCAAUGCCUGGCAGGCGUAUAACGAUCUGAAGCAGGGCGUCCUGAGGACCCUGGAUGAUGUAACACCUCUUGUGGAGUCCGAUAUCGCUUUCUCUACUCAGCCUGAAGUCAAGAAGGCGCUCGAUCAACAUAAGAACGCAGAGUUUGAGCUCCACGCAAACCAGUCCCAGCUAGACCAAAUGAACGCACGAGGACUUCAGCUUCUAGAAGAGCUCAAACGCGUGCCUGACUUUGACGUGGCCGUCCUAGCACAGGAGCAGGACAUGGUCAAUCAUCGCUGGGAGACGUCAAACGCGGCAAUAGACGAGCACAAGCAGAAUCUCGAGGCUCAGCUCAUCUGCUGGGAUCAGGUGCAGUCUGGCAAGGAGGAGUUGGAAUCCUGGGUAAACACCAUGGUUACCAAGCUCGACGACAGCCUCAAGAACUUUGACGAUGCUGUCACUGUGGAGUCAUGCCUGAUGAAGUUUAAGGAAGAGGCACCAUACUUCCAGGAAGUGCUCAAUGACAUGACACAGAAAAUCAAUGAUCUCAAGGAAAUGAACCGUGACGAAGACAUUCCGCAACUGGUUGCCGAGCAACGAAGGUUGCAGGCACAGUUUGACAAGGCCACCUCGCUGGCCAAUCAACUUGAAGGCGUGAUGGCAAACUUCACAGACGAGCGAGUGAAUCUGCAGCGUGAGAUAGAGGCUGAGACAGAAUGGCUUCAUGAAAUGAAGGACAGACUUGGAAAGUGUGACGAUGUGUCGGGAACGGACGAGGACAUUGUGCAACGAUUGGAAAACUGCAAGGAGAUAUCUGAAGAGAUGGCCAAACAUAAAAAGAACAUCGCCUGCUCUCAUGGACAAGGCUAGUGCCAUGCAGGCCAAGUUCCCGUCUGCAGAGACGUCAAAUCUCGCCAAGGACGCCUCCGUCUUAAACAAAAAAUUCGACUCAGUGGUAGGGCGUGGUGACAAAAUUGGGGAUAUGCUUCUUGCAACCUUGGAGCAACACUGCACGGACGC
Molecule: messenger RNA, 7516 nt
Organism: Dreissena polymorpha
Lineage: Eukaryota; Metazoa; Mollusca; Bivalvia; Myida; Dreissenidae
Product: muscle-specific protein 300 kDa-like
Biological process (GO): nuclear migration
Cellular component (GO): nuclear outer membrane; meiotic nuclear membrane microtubule tethering complex; cytoplasm
Molecular function (GO): actin filament binding
Source: RefSeq, a predicted model, not a curated record